GGUAUAUAUCUGAUAUACCAUGGGGUAUGAUAUACCAUUAGCACUCAGGGCUCUACCACCCAGUUUAUAAUUAGAUAUAAGCAACUGGAGACAACUCACCACUCAGAUAUAUUUUGGUCCAUGACCAUGGUUCCAACAUGGCCAUUUAGCCUAGUCCCCAAUGCCUGGCCAACGUUUGCGUCGCGUGCAGGUGGAAAGACAGACCGCGAAUGGACAGGCACAUCGCGGCGCCUGCGCGUAGUCUCUGUUUAGCGUUCCACCACAAAUCAACAAGAGGAUCGACAUUAAACUAAGUGGGAUCAUUAAACAAGGGGGAAGAUGAACAAUAGCCUCUCUCUCAAAGCAGAUGACAGGAUCAUUUAUGAAAUGGCAACAAAGGAAUGAACAAAAGUCAUGAGUUACACACUGAAGAAAAGAGAGGGAAAUAAACACAAAGUAGAACAAAAGGAAGGGCUGAAAGGAGAGGAAGUUAGAAAGAAAGAGGAAGAGAAACACAUCUGCAGACAGAGGGGCUAUUUGAGCAAUCAUUCAUCAGUUUCCACUGCAGGUUGAGAAACGUCCACACUCCUCCUGGGUUUAACCACUAGGCCUACUAUUAUGACAACUCAUGUUGGUGUGCUAUGAACUCAAAUGCUACUGCUAUUAUUUCUACUAUGGCCACCACUACCACUUCAAGUCUUAGGUGUUUGAACCCUGUCAUAAAACGUGUUAUCUCUAACAGCCAUUGAUUGAAAAGAAGGGGAGUUAACCAGUAUAUUUUCUGAUAAGUGCAGUUUGAAUUGGAAUGCCACACCUUAUCUCUCCCACCCAGCACUUCUUUCUAGUGAUACAGAUACUUUUCAGCCAGUCGCUCUCAAACACUCAAAGCAAGUAUCAAGAGGGAUAUUAAGGAAAGAGGGAGAGAGCGAGGGAGAGAAAGAGCGAGGCAGAGAAAGAGUGAGGGAGGGCGUAUAGAAAAGUCAGAGGUUAGAAAAGGGGUCUCUUUGAAUACAGUCACCCAUUAACCUCACAUUAAUAAGACAACAAGAACAGUCCUUUGAGUGACAGUUAAACAGGCAGCCAGCCAGAGUCAGAGCAGGGAGUCAGUCAGCCAGGUAGGUAGCUAUCAGUCGGUCAGCCAGCAAGCCAGUCAGAGCAAGUACUCAGUCAGCCAGGCAGGUAGCUAGUCAGCCAGUCAGGCAGUCAGUCCGUUAAUCAGCGAGGAUGCUGGGAUGCGAGGGGGGAGGGGUGGGGUUGCGCUACAGGCUGACCCUGGCCACAGGACUGGUGGAGUGUCUGUGUUUCGCCGGCGUGGUCUUCGGCUGGGCAUCGCUGGUCUUCGUCCUGAAGACAGACGGAUACUUCACUGACCUCUGUGUCAAUCUGACUACUGGACCCAACAGUACAGUGGAAACAGUGGACAGGAUGAACAGUUCUCCCUGGUCUUCAUCAUCCCUAAUCUCUCUCCCAUCCCUCCAUCUCUCUCUCUCUCUCGCUCUCCCAUCCCUCCAUCUCUCAGACUGUAGUGGACAGGAUGAACAGUUCUCCCUGGUCUUCACCGUCACCUCCUUUAUGAACAACUUCCUCACGCUUCCCAACGGAUUCAUCUUCGACCGCUUCGGCACCAUGGCAACGAGGCUUCUGGGAAUAUGUCUCUACACCACUGGUACACUGAUGGUUGCCUUCUCCAGUUCAGCUCUGUCCAUGCUGCUGUUCCCAGCCCUGUCCUUCAUCGCAGUGGGAGGUAUAUUGUUCCUCAUCACAAACAUACAGGUUGGGAACUUGUUUGGCUCCCAUCGUUCCACCAUCAUCACUCUCUAUAAUGGAGCCUUCGACUCUUCCUCCGCUGUCUUCCUCAUCAUCAAGGUGAUGCAUGAAGGAGGGGUCUCCCUCCGCUCCUCCUUCCUCAUUCUCUCCGUCUGCAGUGUCAUCCACCUCCUCAGGACGUUCUUCCUCAUGCCCAACACCCACAUUCCCUACCCACUCCCCGAGGGCUUCACCUAUGGCGUAAGCCCUGGAAAGUCCAACAGCUACAACGUCGAGGAGUCUGAGAAGACGCGAGAGACGGGGAGGACACCGGAGGGGGAGGGGCCAGCUGAGACCGACGACAUGCCCCUACAGCCUGAUGAUGGGCAGCAGUCGGAAGACUCCGGGAAAGUGGCCAGUUUCAGGAGCUGUGUGCAGUCGGGGUUCUUCCUGUGGCAUCUGGUGUGGCUGUCUGUCAUGCAGCUGAGACACUACCUCUUCAUCGGAACACUGAACCCCAUGCUCAACCGGCUGGCCGACAACGACUCAGCCCUGGUGAGUCAGUACACCAAUGCCUUUGCCUUCACCCAGCUGUGUGGGGUCCUCUGUGCUCCCUGGAACGGCCUCAUCAUGGACAGACACAAGGGGAAGCCUCUGGCUCCAGGAGAAACAGAUAAGGAGGCAGACCUGCGCUCCUCCUCUCUCUCCCUCUUCCUCACCUCCCUCCAGUGCCUCCUCUUCUCCAUCUGCGCCUCCUCUCCUCUCCUCCCUCUCCAGUACCUCACCUUCAUCCUGCAGGUCCUCAACCGCUCCUUCCUCUACGGAGGCAACGCAGCCUUCGUCAGCAUCGCUUUUCCUGGGGUCCACUUUGGGAAGCUGUAUGGUUUGGUGAUGUCUCUGUCUGCCGUGGUGUCACUGCUGCAGUACCCCUGUUUCGCCCUGGUCAAAGGAGCUCUAGGUGGAGACCCCUUCUAUGUGAACAUCGCUCUGACUCUCCUCACUUUGCUGGCCUUCAUCCAUCCAAUCAACAUCUUCUACCACUGCAGGAAACUGACCAAUCAGAGGGAGGAUAUGGCCGGCGGUGCUGCCAUCACAUUGGCUGAGGCCAAAAUGUAGGGGACAUUACAUGAGGGUCCUGAGCCAAGGGAAACAGGAAUUGUCUUAUUUCUAAUUGUUUAAAGGGAAUAUGUAAAAUAAUAAAAAGCUUUUUUCUACUUAUGUUUUACAGUAAUCCCAUAUAUUCCAUCAGUAUGUUUUGUUGGAUAGUUGUCAAUAAAAAUGAUUAUCCAU
This is a messenger RNA of Salmo salar (Atlantic salmon), 3015 nucleotides long. The record is from RefSeq and is a predicted model, not a curated record. Lineage: Eukaryota; Metazoa; Chordata; Actinopteri; Salmoniformes; Salmonidae.